This is a messenger RNA of Solea solea (common sole), 7586 nucleotides long. It is a transcript of the gene plekha6, whose product is annotated as pleckstrin homology domain containing, family A member 6. The transcript has 28 exons. The coding region runs from base 216 to 3947 and encodes 1243 amino acids. The record is from RefSeq and is a predicted model, not a curated record. Lineage: Eukaryota; Metazoa; Chordata; Actinopteri; Pleuronectiformes; Soleidae.
UCCACUUGCACUGUGACUGACGGUGGUCAUGUGAUGCUCUAAUACCCAGGGAUUUUCUGGCUUUUACCGGGCAUGCUCCGUAGCCUCCCUCCAACCAUCCCAGUGUGAGGAGAGAUUGCCUUUUAUUGUCCUGCAUUCAGUCGCCUGCUCAGCUCCCUUUACUGGAGGAUCUAUUGUUAAGCGGUGGUGACAUAUACAAUGGUUAGGACUGACGGAUGAAUGGUGCGCUCACACCAUCUUUCCACACUGCUCAUCAGAGGAUAAACACACGUUGGAAUACAUGUGUAAGAGAGAACAACAGGGAUGAGGCAACAUGUCAACAUGACCCCAGUGGACCAGCUGGACCUGCAGUGAGUCUGAUCCAGCUGGAAGAGCAUACAACAAUACACUCUCAUCUGCACAACUGUAAUUUGGAUAUGAAUGGAAAGGUGAAUUCUACUGCUGAAAGGAUCACCCAUUCCAAAAGUGCCAAUAUGGUGUCAGACCUGUCUCCAGAUGCCCAGAAGCUCACCCCACGGAUGUCUCGAACUCCCAGAAAGGUGGCUAUGUUCGGCAAGCGCUCCAACUCGAUGCGCAGGAAUCCCAAAGCAGAGGUCACCAAAAAGGGGUGGCUGUACAAGCAGGCCAGCAGUGGUGUGAAACAGUGGAACAGGCGAUGGUUCGUCCUCACUGACAGAUGUCUCUUCUACUACAAAGAUGAGAAGGAGGACUCUGUGUUAGGGAGUUUGCCGCUGCUCAGUUUCCGGAUCAGGGGAGUGGAUCCCUCAGACAACAUCACCCGUAAAUUUGCCUUUAAGAAAGUACAAAGAAAGGUAUGGUCUGAGGAAAAGGAGGGCGAGGACAGUGAGGUGAAGGAUUCCAUUGUGUUUUGCAUGCAGGCGGAACACGCUGGGACCAGGACGUACUACUUCAGCACAGACAGCCAUGAGGAGCAGGAGGAGUGGAUCACAGCCAUGAGUGAGGCUGCAGAAGUCAGCGUUCCGUCAACACAGAGAACAAACUCGUCAGACACUACGGCUGAUCCCAACCCAACUAUGGUGACCAAGGCACCAGACUCAGAACAGCAACCACAAACACAAACACACAAUAAAACAGACAAUGACUUGACCAGCCAUCCUAAAACUAAUGGGGCCAACAGCGUAGAGACACCUUCACCUUCUACCCCGUCCUCUGAUCUACAGGGGAAAAAGAAUGACAGAAAACAAGGAGGAGAUAAAGAUGAAGGUGGAAGACAUGGUCCUGAUCCCAGCCCUCACUUAAAUCAUCAUCCAAACGGUUGGGGCAACCAUGGCCCUCCCAACAAUGUACCCCACAACAGCAAUAGCAAACAGCCUCUCUCAAGGAGUCACAGCGGACAUCAUGCCACACAACGACACCCAGAGGGGAGUGCUGGUCCAUUACAAGACUCCAGGGAGCAGAAGCAGGAGAACGUAGUGCUGAGGAGGGGCUUUGUGCCCAGGACAGCUCCAGAGAAAGUGGCCCAGAGGAAGAGCUCGAUGGCCCAGCUGCAGCAGUGGGUCAACCAACGGCGGGUCAUGGCCUCACAAGAGGACAUUAACAGCCCAUCUCGUUACUACACAGUGAACGAAGGUAUCCCAGCUGAUUACUACCCUGGUGGCCCCCAGUAUGUGGAUGAGUACCCUUUGUACCCACUGGGGGUCAGACCUGACAGCAUCUGCUCUGUCUCUGCUGUGGGUGGAUACGACCGACGCUGGACUGUGGACGAGAAACGUCACUCACUGAGGGACGGACCCCAUCAGUUGUAUGGACCCCCAAUGUCCAGGGACUCAUGGGGGCCACAGUACUAUGGUGGAAUGGAAACAUCCAUGAGGCGCCUGUCCAUCCAGCCCCGCUCCAGGUCUGUGCCGAGGUCACCUUCUUCAUCAUCAGGAGGGCCCUAUUCACCAGUGCCAAGCAACUUUAUGUCGCCGGCUCGAUCACUCUCUGCCCGCUUUGAUCGGUUUCAAGGAAGGAUGAGGGAUGAUGUGAUCUAUGCUGAUCCAUCCGUCUACAGCCUGAGGAGAUCUCUCAGCUCACCCAAGUAUGACUACCCUGGUGACAGGAGGUCCUUAAACCAAGGAUUAUACCAUCAAAACUACCCUCUAUCCCCUUCCAUCCACAAUAAAAUGGAGGACAUAUUAGACCUUCAGCUCCAGCGCAACCUGGAUUACCUAGACCAACAGGUACUCGAGAGAAGCCGCCUAAAUAGCAUGGUUACCCGAAUGGUGAAGCGCUCAUCCUCAUCAGCAAAGCUCUGUGUACAAGUUCCUCCAUUUCAUGACGUCUACAGCAGAGAGUUACAUCCCACACUGAAACUGAAUGAGAUUGAAACCAGUAAACUCUUAGGGCGACUGUGUGAGCAGAAUCGAACUUUGAAAGACCACGAGGCUGUUGUCCACAGACUGAGAAUGGACAAGGACAACCUCGAAGAAGCACUGGUGGCCACCCAUCAGGAGAUGGAGCUGUACCGUAAUCAGCCUAUCGCCAUGGAAAAGCUGCAGUUCAAAAAGGAAACCCUGCAGAACCAGCUCAUCAACAUCAGAGGGGAGCUGUCCCAAGCCUCCAGUGCUUUAACCACCACUCGUAUGGAGUUUGAAGCACUGGAAGAUGAGGCCCAUGCCAUCCAUGGUGAUCUAUGGGAGCAGCUUAAUGCAGGAGGACAGAGUGAACUUGUUCGUCGGCACAUCCAGAAAGAGUUUUGGAGAGUCCAGGAUGUAUUAGAGGGAUUGCACAAGAAUAACUCAUCCAGAGGUACAGACACAGCCAAGCACAGAGUUGCCAGCGGUGCAUCAGGCUCCUUUAGCACCAAUAGUCCAGCCAGUCCCCUGAGCUCAAUAAGCCUCACCAGUCCGCUCAGCCCCUUCUCCCCAGUGCCCGGCUCCCAGGCCUCCCCUACCAAACAGCUGGGCCCGGAGGAAAGUGUCCCCCCAAGGCCUCCCCUCCCCAAGGCCUAUUAUCCAUUGGAAUCCUCCCCCACCUGCCCUCCCUCCAUCCCCCCAUUGCCCUUUGACAGCACCGCCUGGCUACGCAGCUUGGGCCUCGAUGAUGGUUACCUUGAUGGUGAAGAAGCUCACAUCAGAAAGCCAAAGUUUGGGGACCAAUGCAAUGACAAGCAGGACCAGGUCCAGGACAGACAUUCCAGCACAAAUAAAGUUGGCAUUGUUCCUCCUAGAACCAAGGCCUCCACAGGGGACGCACACAGCAGCCCUGCUGUUUCCCGACAUAAUGGUAGAGUGCCUAAUGGAAUCUCCAGGGAGCGUCCAAAGAGUGCUGUGUUUUCUGCAGAGGCAAAGUUGAAGAUGAGUGUUGAGGAGCAGAAUGAGCGAAUUCGCCGCAACCAGAGCAGCUCCAUGAGAGAGAAGAGGCGGAGUCUAAACCUCUCAGGCGGCCAGUCUCCAGCCAACUACAGAGUGGUUCGGCGGCGGUUGACAGCUCAUGAGAUUGACAUUAAAGACCUGGAAACAGCGGUUCGGGGACCGGGACUAGAGUCACCACGAGAAGAAAUAGCUCGCCUUCGACGGUUGCAAAUUGGACCAGAACACUACGAACUAGACAUCAGCAAAGAGCUCAUGGCUCCUGACAAGGUUGUGAUCCCAGAGCGUCACCUAGAGGUAGAGGAUAACACACCUCUGAGCCCUGAGGAGCAGAAGGAGAAGCAGAAGAAACUGGAGCGGAUCAAGACCCUCAUUGCCAAAUCAAAUUUGCAGAAUAUGGUUCCUCUUCUGGAUGGACCAGUGGAGGGUGGAGCUCCAGUCAGCUCCCAGCAGCAGUUGGAGGAGCAGGAAAAGCUGAUUGAGAUCUCCUGCACUUUGGCUGCUGAGGCCUCUCGUCGCAGCCGCAUUCUCUCUGCCCAGUGUGCCCCCAGUCCCCCCACAUCCCCAACCAGCCUGGCCCCUCCCCCUUCCUCUUCUGACUUCCCCACCUCAGCCCACAUCAUGAAGGUGUAAGUCUGACAAGCUCAAGCCCUGGCUGCUGUCAUUUUUGAUGGAGCAUCUUUCUGAGGAUUUACUGUACAAAAUGAACAAUGGAGAUGACCACAGACAAAUUACUUUUAUUUUUUUAGCACCUAUAAACUGAUACAACCAAGCAAGGAGAUCUGUCAAAGGAGGUUGUUUGGAAGAUAAAGCAAAUUUAAAUCCCAGAGUGAAGCUGUAAAGACGAUAAAGCCCACUCUCUCAACAGCUGAUCCAUCCAACCCGAGGCAGCCUGCAUCGCCGUGUCUCCAGUGACACAAAGAAAGGCUGCAAUCCCUUACCAGCUUCAAGUUGUAUAAUAUUUCUACAUAUUUUAGCUCAGGACAUGUUUGACAAAGUAGAGAUUACUGAUGACUUCUGAUGAUGUGGUGUUUUACACUUAAAGUGGGAAAAUGUAAGUAAAGGAUUGAUAUUUCAAGCACUUCUACAGGUUGCAUGUGAAAGGUCCACAUUGAAGAUGAGAAGAGACAGAGUCUGGGAUGACAUCAGAUUAAUGUCCUUUAGAGUCUCACAAAAUCUGGACACUAAAAGCCAAAAGAGACAUUCUUACUUCUAAUAAUCGUCUACACCACCAGUGGAUUGAAGCUGAGUGUGGCUCAGUACUUGACUGAGGAUACAGUAUAUACUGACACUUUCAAAAAUAAACAAAAGGCCUCUCAUCCUUUGUAAAAAAAAAUCCAAGGACUGUCCUUGAACUCACUGUGAUGCCUAUUUUCCCUACAACUCUCCUACGCUAAUCCCACCAUAUUCAGCUUCUCUGCGUUGCAACCGUUAGCAUUAGAUACAGUGCAUUUCAAUGGGCCAAACACAGUGUCGCCUGGAUCAUGUUUCUCUUCCAUGCAUUUCCUAUUGUUCACACCGAGCAAACAAAAUAAGCAGUUUGCUGAACUAAAGGUGAACGUUACAUAAACCACAUUCAAUCUUACGAUGCUGCUAGCUAUGUUUUACAUCAGAAUACCAUAUCAUAAUCAGUAUCAGGAUAACACAAAUAUUAAUUUUCUUAACAUUAAUCCUCUACCUCUCCAAUAUCUGCUGUCCUUCUUGAGAUUGUCUUUACUCAAGGACUGGUUAGAUCAGAGAGUGAAGUCCCUAAUAUACACACAAUGAAGCUUCCUGUACACUCUACAUUGGCUGUUUGAGUUUGCACAUGCAUUUGGGUCCUAAUAACUGUUAUAUUUGAUGACCUUUACAAAGACUGACUUGAACUUAACCCACAACAGCUGUAGGAAGAUCAUAACAGUGUGCACAGUGAUGCUUGCUCUGUAAAAGUAAAACAAAAAAACAAAAAACAAAAACAAAAAAAGAUCUUGCUUGAGUCUGUGCUAAGUUGACUUCACUCUCUGAACAACGUACCAGUUACAUUGUUCAGGCUGAAACCCAGAUUUAUUUAUUUAUUUUUUCACUGAAAUUAGCUCAUUUUAACUCACACUAACACAAGCACACUUGCUGUGUUUCUGUUCAACCACAAGUGUUUGAACCAGAGCAAGGAAACGGCAAGCCACAUGGUCUCCCUAAAUAUCACAACUAAAGCAUUAAAAUAAAAACACCAGCAGUGGAUUAGCAGUAACUAUACUGACUUCAGGAAAGAGCAGGGAGCAACACAGUCUCUGGCACGCUACCAUACAUAUUCUACUGCUCUCACAAUCACACCAACAGUCAAUGUAGUGUGUCCAAUUUACCUAGAAUCCCCAUAUUGCAUGUUUUUGGACUGUGGGAGGAAGCCGGAGAACCCGGAGGAAACCCACGCACACACACAGGAAGAACAUGUACACUUUUUCUUUUAAGAUUUUUCUUUUUUCUUGGGUUGCACCCCCCUCCGAAAAAGCAGUUCAGCAGUUUUGCUAUCUUUCUUUUUCUUCUGCUUUCUUUAACAUUUUGAAAUAGGACCUUUUAACCGUUGACAGAGGUACAGUAUGUGCUCUCAGUCUUUGAGCACUUUUGAGGCUACUUGUAAAACUCUGACCUCCACAAGAUCCCUCUGCGUUACACAGUUCUGAACUGCUUUGGCACAAAACGUUGGCAUGGAGCAUGAAGCUCUGAUGUAGACCAGUUAUAUGAAUGUAAUUCCUCUUGAAAUCCCAUCACCUCACUACCAGCCACUGUGUGCAAUCCGGCUUUGAUUAAAUCCUUUCACAUUUAGCAUCAGAUUGAGUAAGUCCAUCAAAAUGCUCAAGAAAAUACACAGUGACUGGCUAUCCUGUUAAGUAUACUGGAUAUAUGUAUGUCUAUAAAUGGUAUAGUGUAUGUGGAAAGUGAUAAUAGAAGUGACCUUAGAAGAGUAAAAAAGCUGGUCUGUGUAAAGAGGACAUAAGAACUUAAGAUGUAUUUGUGCGGAAAUAGUCAAUAUACUGGUAAAUACUGUCAUGUAGCAUAUUCCACUAACAUUCCAUCCCAUCAUGCUGUGCCAAAACUCUGAAAUAUGUGUUUUAUAUGUUAUAAUGAAUGGACUUAUUGUCGACAAGACUUACAAUGGUGUUUAAAUCUGGAGAAAACGCAAUUAGUGAUGUUAUUUAAUCACAGUAUUAAAUAAUCAUGGAUGAAUUUCACAAUUCAGCUUCCCCUUCCUAGAAACACUGUUAACUGCUAUUUUGCAUGAAAGCUGGGAUAGGAAAGAUAUUUGAUGUUGUUAUUGUUCAACAAUCCCAUAAUUAACAUUCAAAAAACAACAAAACCCUACAUCUGAUCUUUCCUACCCCAUCUUAAUUUCGUUUUGUUAAAACAAAAAAAGACAAAAAACACAUUCUACAAACCUCUGUGUUUAAACCUUACAUAUCUGUCUUACAAAAAGACAUUGAAAUUCAGUUGUUAUAAAGUAAUUUAUUAAUUUCAGAUGACUAAAAGAGACCGUUUGUCAUAAGUCGUCAUUCCCCAUGAUAUGACCUGUGUGACCCUGCGAACACAUACCUAACCUUUGUCAUGUACAUGUACUUCAUGCUCUUUUGCCCUUACAUGUUAAAGUGACCUGUCUUCAUUGAAAGGUAUUGUAUGUCCAUACUCAAAUUCAGAGAAAGUAUAUUACAUAAAAUGACAUAAAUGGAUUUUUUAUAUAGUGAAAACAGUUACAGGCUCUCAUGAUGCAAAAAAAUAAAAAUAAAAUCAAGGAAGUUGAGAAAACCUUUAUUUUUCCUUAUUUGAGUUUUGUAAGAAAGGGAGGCAGUACAUAUUUUUUUAGAUGCAUGAUUAUUCAGUGACAAGUUGUUCGAUUUUUACACUCAAAUAUCUAAUGUGUAACAUUUUUUCACAAGCAAGACUUUGUUUUUCUUUUAUAGCACUUGAGGGUCAUUUGAAGGAGCAGAAUAUAGAUAUUUUUGGAUUAAUUGGAAUCUGACACAUAAAGAAAUGACAGCCAAAAGGUGGUGUCCAAUAUUUGGUACUAGAUGUAGCAUUUGUGGAUGUUGAAAAUAAAUAAUAUAUACAUUGUAUACAUUGGCCCGUGUAUAUAAUAAUUUGGAUUUUAGAUACAAUAUAUCCUACUAUUACAUGUAACCGUUGCUUCUAUGGGUGAAAAUAGAUUAAACUGCUUGAACUAUGCAAAUUAUAUACAUAAAAGAGAGACGUACAAUACGCUUGCUUUCAAAAAAAACCUUGCAAUAAAGUGAAUGUACAAAAACA